UGCAAAUCGGAAGCGAUACCCUAACAGGGAACAUUGUUAUUGUGUUACGGUAGUAGUGCUGUAGACCAACUCGUACAAAUGCAUGUUUUGAAGUGUAACGAACUGCUGUGACUUAUAAUAAAUGUGUAGUAAUCUUUUUGCAUAUCAUGGCUCCAGUACAGAACCGGUAUUUGUUCCAUAUAACCAGGUAAAAUAACUUGAUGGUAAAUCUGAGGGUUUGAACUAUGAUGAUUAUACAGAUUCAUCUGACCCAGUAUCAGAAUGUGGACAUCCCAGAUACAGGCGCAGCCACAGCUGCUGCAGCAGCAGCAACAGUCACAACAACAGCCAUCAAACCUGCGUACCCUGGGGAUGACCUCGGCUAUAAGCUUAGCCGGGCCCAAACAAAUUGACUACCAUAGAACAUCAGAGUUACAAGAAGUUCUGAAACCUUACAAUGUGUUUGAAACAGAUGAAGAGCUUAACCAUCGGAUGGAAAUUCUCAGUAAGCUGAAUUCAUUGGUCAAAGAGUGGAUCUGUGAGGUUUCAAUCAAGCGUAACAUGCCACCCAACGUGGCAGAACAAGUAGGUGGGAAGAUAUAUACGUUUGGCUCAUAUCGUUUGGGUGUUCAUCAUAAAGGAGCUGAUAUUGAUGCUUUGUGUGUGGCUCCAAGGCAUAUUGACCGGUCUGACUACUUCACGUCAUUCUUUGAGCUCUUGAAGCAACAGAAGGAAGUGACUGAUCUCAGGGCAGUUGAGGAAGCAUUUGUUCCUGUUAUAAAAAUGAACUUUGAUGGUAUUGAGAUAGAUAUGCUCUUUGCCAGAUUAGCACUGAAGGAAAUUCCAGAUACAAUGGAUCUGCGGGACGAUUGCCUCCUUAAGAACCUAGAUCAGAAGUGUGUGCGGAGUCUGAAUGGCUGCCGGGUGACGGACGAAAUACUGAGGCUCGUGCCUAAUAUCGAGAAUUUCCGACUGGCUCUAAGGGCCAUCAAGCUCUGGGCCAAAAAGCAUGGAAUCUACAGUAAUGCUUUGGGCUACCUGGGUGGAGUUUCAUGGGCCAUGCUGGUGGCUCGCACUUGCCAGCUGUACCCCAAUGCAGUAGCAGCUACGCUUGUCCACAAGUUCUUCCUUGUGUUUUCGCAAUGGAAGUGGCCACAACCUAUUUUACUCAAGCAGCCUGAUAAUGUUAACUUGGGUUUUCCUGUCUGGGAUCCUCGGGUAAACAUUUCUGAUCGCUACCACCUGAUGCCCAUUAUCACACCAGCAUACCCACAGCAAAAUUCAACGUUCAAUGUGUCUAUAUCUACUCGUACCAUCAUGCAGGAAGAGUUCAAGCAAGGCCUGGCCGUUACUGAUGAAAUUAUGGUUGGCAAGGCUACAUGGGACAGACUUUUUGAACCACCCAACUUCUUUGGAAAGUACAAGCAUUUCAUAGUGCUGUUGGCAAGUUCUUCUUCGGCCGAAGAUCAGUUGGAGUGGGUUGGUUUGGUGGAAUCCAAGGUACGUCAUCUAAUUCUAAACCUCGAGAGGAACCAACACAUCACGUUGGCGCAUGUAAACCCAGAGUGCUUCUCACAGUUGGAACCAGAGCCUGACAAGUUCUGCACAAUGUGGUUCAUUGGUUUGGUUUUUGCAAAGACUGAAAACCUCAAUGUUGAUCUCACAUAUGACAUUCAGUCCUUCACUGACUCUGUCCACAGACAAGCAGUCCAAAUAAAAAUGUUGAAGGAUGGUAUGAAAAUUGAGGCAAGACAUGUUAAAAGGAAGCAGCUGCAUACAUACCUCUCACCAAGUCUCUUGAAGAAGGACAAGAAGAAUAAUGCAACUUCUAAUAAUACACCACUUCACCCCCUCAAUGGUGACAGUCCCUCUGCAGUUGAUGGUAAUCCAGGGAGCAGAAAGCGGCCAUCAGACACGCCUACUGAGAAUUCACGCAAGAAAAUCAAGACAGGAGAGGAGAACUCAAACCAGGGCGAUGAUUCACCCAGAAACUCAAUAGUGGUUCACUGUGGUGAUGACUCCAACUCUGCAGAAGAGCAAGGGUUGAACGUUGGAGAGGAGAGAUCACUGCCUCCUGUGUCUAGCUGCCCAAUUACUGCAAAGGAAGCAUCAGGUUUGCUGCAUGAAGGCUUCGUUUGUACAUGACCAUUCAACAUCAGAACUUCAGUUCAUUACUUUAAAUAGAAAGUAGUCUCCAGGAGUAAACAUAAUUUUUUAAAAUAUUUAUUUGUUGGUGAUUCUGAGAAAGGAUAAUAAAGCAGUGCUGUGGUGACAAUGUGUGAAAGUGUUUCAGUUGAAGUGAACAUUCCAUUACUCCUGAAAUUUACAAAUCAAACCUAGCCUAAGGCUGUGUCAGUACUGCUUUGACUGUAUUCUGUUUUCAUACAGAAAUGUAUCCUAAAACUUGGAUUUCUUAAUGUGUGGAAAAUUACCAUGAGAUGAUUUUGGGUUUUUGAUUACCAUGGAACUUCUGAUUAGUGAUCAGUUUGUGUGGUAAUGUGUAUUGAAUCCCAGUUCAGAGUAUUGAAAUGUACAUGGUUUUGACGCUGUCUGGAAGUUUGGAUUGACACAGUCUUUGUUUUGUAUGCGGCAGGAUGAUGAAAACAUUAGUGCUGCCUGUUUAUCUCCCUUCCUGCCUCGUUCACAAGUGAUGUUUUAUUCAUGACGAGUGGCUUGUGACUAUGUGUCAGUUGUUCAAGCGAUGCUGGUUUUCCAACAGGUGUCAUUAAGUGCAUCGUAACGUUAGAGAGGCUGAAACAUUUCCGACAUUAGUGCAAUUAUCAUUUAUUUUUUGUCCGUCAUGUUAUUAACAAAUAUUGUAUUUUUUUAAGGUCUUGGCAUUUUUCAUAGCAGCAAAGUGAAAAAUGCUGCUUGUAUUGUAUUUUUUUUCCAAAUGAGUAUGAAUGAAAAUCUACAAAAAUAUGGAAAGCUAGGGAUUAUGUUAAUUUAAAGUUAUAUACUUCAGUGUACUUCCUUCAUUUUUUUUCCAGAUGAAUGUAAAUAGAGAAGUGCUUAGUGUGAAUUUGGCAGUUUUAUAUAAAAACAAUAAUGUACACGUAGUUGUUUCAUUUUGUAACAUUUGUGUUUCUGGAUGUGAGUGUAAUGUUGUAGUUUCUCCUGUCAAACUCCGGUCCCCCAAGCUACUCCAGACAAGUUCAUGUCUGGGUUACCACAGUUCAUCUUAUUGCAACUUAUCAAUUAUUAGAUGACUACUUUAGUACAUGAACGUACAUGUUCAUCUCAGAAGAGAAUGGUUUCUUAAAUUUUGUUACUCCUUGUUAGAAACAAGUGCCCGGAAACUGAACGCUGGUUCAGGCAGUCAUAGUGUUUUAGUUUUCUUAUGUUUUUAGCUUGAGUUUUUGAGAACCAUUGUCUCAAAUUUGGAAUGUGAUUAAUUUAUCUUGAAGUGGAGACGAGAGGAACAAACCUUUUAUUCCAUUGAUUAUUAUUCAUCAUGUAGGCUUGGUGGGAUUUGGUAACUGUUAUUAGACAAUUCACAAUUUGGUGCAACUGUGGAGUAUGAAUUAGGUUUGGGUAAAAUGUUAAAAGAUUUUGGUUAUAUGAGAAAGCUGACUUUUACUCAUAUAUAUAUCUUGUUUAUCCCUCUCAAUUCCCAGAGAUUGAACUCUCAUUUCUUUUAAUCUAGAAGUGUUUCAAAGAGAGCAUAGUUGUUGCAAGUUGGAUGUAUAUAAUUUGGCAAAUGAAUAAAAUAAUUCUUGUGAGAGUAA
This is a messenger RNA of Zootermopsis nevadensis, 3707 nucleotides long. It is a transcript of the gene hrg, whose product is annotated as poly(A) polymerase hiiragi. The record is from RefSeq and is a predicted model, not a curated record. Gene Ontology annotation, cellular component: nucleus. Gene Ontology annotation, biological process: RNA 3'-end processing. Gene Ontology annotation, molecular function: poly(A) RNA polymerase activity; RNA binding. NCBI's taxonomy places the organism in Eukaryota, Metazoa, Arthropoda, Insecta, Blattodea, Termopsidae.